CCUCCGCCGCUCUCUCACUCAGCUCUCUAUGGUUUCCGCGCCGAGCGGCUUUAAUGCUCUCGUGCGCAUGCGCGGCCGCCCUCUCUACGUGCGUGACGUCAGCUCGCUCGCCCUAACCAGGCAAGGGAAGAAGGGAAUCGGAGUGUCGAGAAUCAUGGAGAAUUAUCAGAAGUCCAAGACUGUGGAGAAGCCAUCUCCUCCUCCUUUUACCAACCUGCCCUCUGAUAUCAUUGAAAUGAAAGUGAAGGAUGGCAGCAAAAUCCGGAACCUGAUGGGCUACGCCAUUGGCAAGAUGGAGUCUGAUGCUGUGAGGCAGGUUCUCUUCAGCGGUGCCGGCAAAGCCAUCAGCAAGACAAUCACUUGCGUCGAGAUCAUGAAGCGGAGGCUCAGAAGCCUCCACCAGAUCACGAGAGUGUUCUUCAGGCAAAUCGAGGAGAUCUGGGAGCCUAUUGUGCCAGAAGCUGGCCUGGAUCCUCUGACUGUGAAGCGAAAUAUCCCUGCCAUUUGUGUCCUGCUGAGCAAAGAUCCUCUGGACCCUCAAGAGCCAGGAUACCAGGCUCCGGGAUCUUUUGAUGCCUUCUGGCUGGACACUCUGAAAUCAGAGUCCCAGGGCCAGGCAAAGAGGAAGCAGGGUGGAGGCAGAGGGACUGGCCGGUCCGGAAAGCACCUUCGCUCUGUCGGACGGGAGGAGUCCUGCAAAAAGCCCUGACUGAGGCAAGCAUCCAAACAGAAAGAAUGGCCCAUGACAGCAAGAGAAACUGCCAGCUUAAAAUCAGGUGGAAAGAGUAGUAGAGAAAAGCUGCAGCUGGGCAAAAUGAGAGGGGAGUCUGUCUGAAUCCAGAAGCCAUGGAAGUUGGUGAGCUGAGCCUUAGGAUCUUGUGCUGUGGUGCCCCCCUCCCCCCCGACACACACACACACUCUUUUGAAUAGGCUCAGUGUUCAGCAGUGAUGAAAACAGUUUGGGGAGGAGGGGAGCCAUUAAGGCCUGCUGCCUCUCCAGCAUUGAAGAAGUCUUGUACUUUGCUGUCUAGCCAAAUUCUGUUCACAUGGAAAAGCUCGAGACAAAUUUACCUCUCAUAUAGCUGUGAAUCAGUCCAUUGUGACCAGAAAAGAAUGUUGGGCUCCUUGAAAGCCGGUGGGUUUGGGGGGUGGGUGUUUCUCAAAACUUUUAAAAUAAGAAACUUCAACCUUCCUUGAACAUCCAGGAGAAGGGUUCCUAGUUUGAUGCAGCAUGCAAAUGGAAGCUAGCUACCUGGAUCACCUUCAUUUUGCCUGUGAGGUUGUGCCAAGGACUGCUGGAUAUGCCUGUCCGUGAGGGGGAAAUGAAACGACUCGGGAGAUGCUAUGAAAUACUGAAGUGUUGUAAUUGCAGGCCCUGAAGUUAUAUUUUUGUUAAUAAAGCCAGGAGCAAUGCCUGUUGUUCCAUUA
Molecule: messenger RNA, 1428 nt
Organism: Hemicordylus capensis (graceful crag lizard)
Lineage: Eukaryota; Metazoa; Chordata; Lepidosauria; Squamata; Cordylidae
Gene: RPP25L
Product: ribonuclease P/MRP subunit p25 like
Exons: 2
Coding region: 29-709 (226 amino acids)
Biological process (GO): tRNA 5'-leader removal
Cellular component (GO): ribonuclease MRP complex
Molecular function (GO): RNA binding
Source: RefSeq, a predicted model, not a curated record